GCAACCAGGGACCAGACCGUCGCAAGAGGCACCCGCCAGAUACCUUCCCCCUCCCCUGAUCUAGCCCUCUACUACAGCAGCCCCUGAACUGGCCGGGGGAUCCCAGAGUUGCCUGACGACUGCAAAAACAUUUAUAGAAACAGCCUCUGAUUACGACAUGGCUGAGAUCACCAAUAUCCGACCUAGUUUUGAUGUGUCACCUGUGGUGGCUGGCCUUAUUGGGGCCUCAGUGCUGGUGGUGUGUGUCUCGGUGACCGUCUUUGUCUGGACUUGCUGCCACCAGCAGGCAGAGAAGAAGCACAAGACCCCACCCUACAAAUUCAUUCACAUGCUCAAAGGCAUCAGCAUAUACCCAGAGACCCUCAGCAACAAGAAAAAAAUCAUCAAAGUGCGGAGAGACAAAGAUGGCCCUGGGAGGGAAGGUGGACGUGGGAACCUGUUGGUGGACGCAGCAGAGGCAGGCCUGCUAGGCCGAGACAAGGGUCUCAGGGGCCCUAACUCUGGAUCUUGUAUAGACCAAUUGCCCAUUAAAGUAGACUAUGGGGAAGAACUGAGGAGCCCUGCUGUGAGCCUGACUCCUGGAGAAAGUAAAACCACUUCUCCAUCAUCUCCAGAGGAGGAUGUCAUGCUAGGAUCCCUCACCUUCUCAGUGGACUAUAACUUCCCGAAAAAAGCUCUGGUAGUGACAAUCCAAGAGGCCCAUGGACUGCCAGUGAUGGAUGACCAGACCCAGGGCUCUGACCCCUAUAUCAAAAUGACCAUUCUUCCUGACAAGCGACAUCGGGUGAAGACCAGAGUGCUGCGGAAGACCCUGGACCCCGUGUUUGAUGAGACCUUCACCUUCUAUGGCAUCCCAUACAGCCAGCUGCAGGACCUGGUGCUGCACUUCCUCGUCCUCAGUUUUGACCGCUUCUCCAGGGAUGAUGUCAUUGGGGAGGUGAUGGUGCCAUUGGCUGGGGUAGACCCUAGCACAGGCAAGGUACAGCUGACCAGGGACAUCAUCAAGAGGAACAUCCAGAAGUGCAUUAGCAGAGGGGAGCUCCAGGUAUCUCUGUCAUAUCAGCCUGUGGCACAGAGAAUGACAGUGGUGGUCCUCAAAGCCAGACACUUGCCGAAGAUGGAUAUCACCGGUCUCUCAGGUAAUCCUUACGUCAAGGUGAACGUCUACUACGGCAGAAAGCGCAUUGCCAAGAAGAAAACCCAUGUGAAGAAGUGCACUUUGAACCCAGUCUUCAAUGAAUCUUUCAUCUAUGACAUCCCCACUGACCUCCUGCCUGACAUCAGCAUCGAGUUCCUCGUCAUCGACUUCGACCGCACCACCAAGAAUGAAGUGGUGGGGAGGCUGAUCCUGGGGGCACACAGUGUCACAGCCAAUGGUGCCGAACACUGGAGAGAGGUCUGUGAGAGCCCCCGCAAGCCUGUGGCCAAAUGGCACAGUCUGAGCGAGUACUAA
Messenger RNA from Chrysochloris asiatica (Cape golden mole), 1453 nucleotides. It is a transcript of the gene SYT11, whose product is annotated as synaptotagmin XI. Gene Ontology annotation, molecular function: SNARE binding; calcium ion binding; phosphatidylserine binding. Gene Ontology annotation, biological process: vesicle fusion; calcium-ion regulated exocytosis; regulation of calcium ion-dependent exocytosis. Bases 158 to 1453 code for a protein of 431 amino acids. NCBI's taxonomy places the organism in Eukaryota, Metazoa, Chordata, Mammalia, Afrosoricida, Chrysochloridae. The record is from RefSeq and is a predicted model, not a curated record. The transcript has 4 exons. Gene Ontology annotation, cellular component: membrane; synapse; axon.